AUGUGCCAAAGAGGCCAUCCUGCAUCCCAAGCAGUCUACAGGGAAGAUUGCACCCAGUGCUUCGAUUCUAUUGACGAUGAUUCCGGGCUCAACGUUUGUUUAACUUGCUUCAAUGGUGGCUGUACGGGAGACAGGGACCAUGCCCUUCUUCAUUUUCAACGCUUUGGCCAUCCUUUGGCUCUCAACAUCAAGAGGUCUCGGAAACCAAGUCCGAUUGCAGAAACAGAAGAUGAUCACUAUGACACAAACACGCGCGUUGUGUGUUACAAAUGUUGUCAGGAUAAUGUUGAUGUUUCUAGUGCAAACUUCCGGCUGUGGUUGACGGAGGUCAAGGCUUGGGAGCAAGAAUUUGUCCCGUGUGAGCACACACUGUGCUUAGACCUCAAUGGUUGCUCGUUAUGUGAUCUCAAGGAGAACCUGUGCUUUAUGGCACCGCUGAUGUCUUCUGCUAUAAAAUGCAAUGAAGAGAGAGUCGACCCUAACCUCGCCGACCAUCUUGCUCAUUGGGGCAUAAAUCUGGCAGGCCGCGAGAAAACAGAAAAAAGCCUGACGGAAAUGCAAAUUGAACAAAAUAUGAAAUGGCAGUUUACAAUGACGUCUGAAGAUGGGCAAGAGCUCACCCCGAUUUUUGGCCCUGGUUUGACAGGUCUCAGGAACCUGGGAAACAGCUGUUACCUUUCAAGCGUGAUUCAAUGUCUAUUUGAUCUUCCCCAAUUCCAGAACAGAGUCCAGUUGCGAAAACUCGCAGAUGGCAUCCUUUCCGGUCGUUAUUCCCGACCCGAUCCAGACGCCAUCGUUGCUGCGGACUCUCCAGAGACUCCCAAUCAAAAAGGCUUGGUUCCAUCGAUGUUCAAGCACCUCGUUGGUCGUGGGCAUGAAGAGUUUUCCACAAUGAGGCAGCAAGACGCAUUUGAAUUUCUCCUGCACCUCUUUAAGCUGGUAAACCAUGGCAGUUUCGCCGUCGAACAACGACUCCAGUGCUUGAAUUGCAGCAAAGUUCGAUAUAGAGUUGAUGAACAGGACAACCUUUCCAUCCCUGUUCCUGUGCGCCGCUUCUCUACAGAAAGUGAUCACGAAACAAGCGAUCAGUUCCAGACUGUGACAUUCAAUGAAUGUUUAGAUGCCUCCACUGCCGAUGAAGUGGUUGAACUCAGCUGUCCCUCAUGCUCUAGCAAGUCGGGAUUCUCCAAGCACGAUCCGUUUAGAUCUAGGUGGUUAUCUUUCCUCCGGCAGAAGGAAGACAAGAGUUACCCAGAUGUGGAGAACACUGAAUCGAUUUUUGCUCCUGAUGAGGAAGUCCUAUGUCAGCUUCUCACCAUGGGAUUUCCGCAACCAAGAUGUGUGAAGGCACUUCAAGCAACUGGAAAUUCGGAUGUCGAAGCUGCAAUGAAUUGGAUUUUGCUCAUAUGGACGACGCUGACAUUGAUGAUCCACCUGCGACCCAAGGUGAAAGAGCCGCAGCAAGACUCAGCAAAGGUCUUGCAACUGGGUGAAAUGGGCAUCAAUGAGCAACAUGCUAAGAAAGCGUUAGCUUGCUACAAGCGGCCCCUCAAAGGCUUUUCUACUACUCCGGCAAGAUAUCAACUCCGGUCAAUUAUUUGUCACAAAGGCUCUUCGCAUUACGUUGCUUUUGUGCGCAAAACCCCUCCCAGGGCAGAUCAGCCUACUUGGGUUAUGUUCAAUGACGAGAAAGUCGUGCGGUCGAGGACAUACAGGAGAUGA
Molecule: messenger RNA, 1722 nt
Organism: Aspergillus campestris IBT 28561
Lineage: Eukaryota; Fungi; Ascomycota; Eurotiomycetes; Eurotiales; Aspergillaceae
Product: cysteine proteinase
Exons: 12
Coding region: 1-1722 (573 amino acids)
Biological process (GO): protein deubiquitination
Molecular function (GO): zinc ion binding; cysteine-type deubiquitinase activity
Source: RefSeq, a predicted model, not a curated record